UUAAGUUUCAUUUUUCAAAUCUCACUAUUCUGUAUUCUUUUCUCUUAUAUUUAAUAGAUUGUUAAACAUAGGUUGUAAAUCACCGCUAUUAUGUUGUGGAUCAUUCAUAUCAGCACCGAAAGAUUCUCAAUGGUCUGAACGUAAUUGUUUAUUACUAAAUGCUGUAUUGGGAGCAUAUCAUGCAUUGUAUACACCCCUUGAGGUUCGUGAAAUGCUUCCUGAGAAAUUUCCUAAAGCUAUUCGAUUUGGGGUGAUGGAAGCUAAUGACUCCUUACUAGAUAUCGCUAAAGCUAUUGAAGAAGGACGAACAUUAGCACGAGAUAUUGGUGGUUCGGAUCCUGAACGAAUGGCAGCCCCAAAAAUUGCUGAAUACCUACAGAAUGCUUUAAAUGGUCUUAAAGGUGUUACAGUCACUGUCGAUAAGGUUGAUGCUAAGAAAUACCCAUUAAUGGCAGCGGUAAAUAGAGCAGCAUCAGUUGUACCUCGUCAUGAUGGGAGAGUUGUUCAUAUUGAUUAUAAACCGUCGAAUUCCAAAGAGAUCGAUACAUCAUUAUUUCUUGUCGGUAAAGGGAUCACUUAUGAUACUGGUGGAGCUGAUGUUAAAGCCGGUGGAAUUAUGGCUGGGAUGCAUCGAGAUAAAUGUGGUGCUGCAUCAAUAGCUGGUUUAAUGAAAACUAUUGGAUUACUGCAACCAGACGGUAUAAGUGUUUCAGCAGGUUUGGCAUUUGUGCGAAAUAGUAUUGGAGCUGAAUCAUAUGUUGCCGAUGAAAUAAUCAUUGCACGCUCUGGACAACGUGUACGUAUUGGUAAUACAGAUGCUGAAGGUAGAACGGUUAUGGCUGACUUAUUAUGUGAAGCAAAAGAAAAGGCACUCACAGCUAAGAAUCCAUUUAUAUUUACUAUAGCCACAUUAACUGGACAUUCUAUUCGAGCUUACAAAAACUUCACGGCCUUGAUGGAUAAUGGUCCAGCACGAGUUAAAAAGGUAUCAUAUGAAUUACAAAAUUCUGGUGAUCUAAUCUCUGAUAUUGCCGAGAUUUCUACUAUUCGUAAAGAAGAUUAUGCUAUGAACAAGGCUAAAAGUGAAUAUGAAGACCUGGUACAGUGUAAUAAUCUGGCAAGCAGCGGUACACCACGAGGUCAUCAAAUGCCAGCGGCUUUUUUGGUUGUUGCUAGUGGCUUAAAUAAGCAUGGUCUUGAUGCCAAAGUGCAAAUUCCUUACACUAAUGUAGAUGUAGCCGGUAGUGCAGGUGAAAUUAACGUAAUACCAACUGCUGCUCCUUUAAUGAUGUUUGCAAGACGAUAUAUUUUACCACGAUUAAGUUUUAAGUAACAAUUUGACAAUUAUCCAAUUUCUUCAAUUAUUCUGAAUAUUCUAGUUUAGAUUUAUUCGAAUUUCGUUUAUAUCGCCUUUCUUAUGAUGCAUUAAUAAAUAUUUUUCGGUUUGAUCAUAAAAUUAUGAUUUUUAAUGGUGUAAUUUUUGAAUGGGUAUUUUAUUGUUGAAAAUUGAACAAUGUAAUAAAAUAUUGACAUAUUAGUAA
Molecule: messenger RNA, 1541 nt
Organism: Schistosoma mattheei
Lineage: Eukaryota; Metazoa; Platyhelminthes; Trematoda; Strigeidida; Schistosomatidae
Source: the annotation of a GenBank genome assembly